Trachemys scripta elegans is the source of this 1478-nucleotide messenger RNA. Its product is annotated as FXYD domain-containing ion transport regulator 6-like. Bases 538 to 879 code for a protein of 113 amino acids. The record is from RefSeq and is a predicted model, not a curated record. NCBI's taxonomy places the organism in Eukaryota, Metazoa, Chordata, Testudines, Emydidae. Gene Ontology annotation, biological process: regulation of sodium ion transmembrane transporter activity. Gene Ontology annotation, cellular component: membrane. Gene Ontology annotation, molecular function: sodium channel regulator activity. The transcript has 6 exons.
GCUGUAAAGUGGCAGUGUAGACAAGGCCUCACUGGGUCUGUGCAGUGUGUGUGUGUGUGUGGGGGGAGGGGCUAUAUGCACACAGAAGAAGGCAACUUCUCUGAUGAGGUUAUUCCAUGUUUGUCCGAGGGAGGGGGGUGUCUGUGCAUCUUUGACUGAUCCCAGCACUGGGAGAGGUGGGAUACCUAACCCAGGUUGAUGGGCACAUGGGGCGGCUCUGAGAUGGUGGGGCAGGGGAGUAUGUGGGGCCGGUGGCUGCAUCUCCGUGCUGGACGAGCUAUCUCACUGUGGCUUUAUGUGCGGCUGUUCACCAGCUGCCCCACCCCAGAGGUGGCUGCAUCUCAGGGCCAGGAGAGCCAUCCCUGAAUAUCCUGCUCGGAAAGCCCUGUGGAGAGUAGCGGUAGCUGUGGGUGACGGGGGGGGGGGGGGAGCACGGCAGGGCCGGCUUGAGACGUUGCCCCCUCCACAGCCAGGCAGCUCCCCCCGCCCCCCAGGAGCCGAGCCGCGUCUGACUCCCAUUGGCCGCCUCCCUCCUCCAUGCGCAGCAGAAAAAGAGAGAGAGAAAAAAAAGCCUGUUCCAGCCCGCCCGCUCCCUCCCUCUCGGACUCUGCCGCAUUCGCUCCUGCGACGGGAGAGACCCACGGCUGCAGCAUGGCCACCCCCACCGAGGCACCUAGGCACGAUGGCCGUGGACACCAGGAUCCCUUCUCCUAUGACUAUGACACCCUGCGCAUGGUCGGCCUCGUCCUGGCCAUUGUCAUGUUCGUGCUGGGCAUCCUGACAGCGCUGAGUAAGAAAUUCAAAUGUAAAAAGUCCGACUCCAGCCUAUCGGAGGCCAGGCAACCGGGAAAGACCCCAACUCCAGCAGGCAGCGCGUAGGCCUGGUGCCUGGGAUGUAGCGCCCCCCUCUGGUUGGGGGGUGCAGACCCUGCUGCCCCCCCCUCGCCCAGGACGGCUCCAAGACCUCGGCUCCAGCGCCCGGCGACAUCCGUGGGGGCAGGGAAGGGGAAGCCCUGUUAUCUGAGCCCCCGUCUUUUAGAACCUCUGCCUCCAAUUGGCUGGCGAGCCCAUUGCAUGCUGGGAGCAGGCACCAUAUGCAGGGAGGGGGGGGUCCCUUAGUCUCACUUGGCCCCCCCAUCUUGAUCCACUGGGUCCCCUUCACUUCCUGUCCCCCCAGCGCAUGUGAUCCCCCCCAUGCCAUUACUGCUUUGCUUACGGCACCCCCCUCCCCGCUGCAUCGGGGGGGUGCUCCAUGUGGGGGGAAUGGCCACACACCACCAACACCCGCCCCCCCCAGGCCCAGUCACGGGCUCCACCUGGGCAGGGGGCCCUGGGCCAGCAGCUGGAUGCUGACAAGGUGCUGCUUUCGUGACGUGUUUUCAGCUGCCCCCAGGGGGCGCCACCCUGUGGCUGCCCCUCCACCCCCAUGCACGGGGCAGAGCAGACCUAGCGCUCAAUAAACAUAGGGUUGUUUCUUA